Molecule: messenger RNA, 1972 nt
Organism: Haliotis rufescens (red abalone)
Lineage: Eukaryota; Metazoa; Mollusca; Gastropoda; Lepetellida; Haliotidae
Product: cell death-inducing p53-target protein 1 homolog
Exons: 4
Coding region: 163-615 (150 amino acids)
Molecular function (GO): zinc ion binding
Source: RefSeq, a predicted model, not a curated record
AGCGACAAGUAUCUAUUUACUCAACCAGGAAGCUCUGACGUGUUUUGCACACGGCACGCACUUAUCUCGCAACGCAGGGCCCAGCCAAGCGUACACCAGACGGCAAUCGGUAUUUAGGAUACUGCUUUGACAUCGUUCGCUCAGGUCUCACCAACUUAAGUCAUGGCAGACGAUAAAACUCCCGGGGGAAUGAACCAACCACCCCCUGUUGCCUACCCCCAAGGAGCUCCCCCGCCCUACGGCCAGGGACCCCAACCACAACCUUACCCCCAAGCUGGAGGCUACCCCCAGGCCGGUGCCUACCCCCAAGGACAACAACAGACAACCGUGGUGUUACAACAGCCUGGCUAUGGCAUCGGUCCUGUCCCCGGGUCCGCCAUGCGGUACCGCACCGCCCCCGCCCUCAUCAUCUGCCAGCACUGUAACGCCACCGUGACCACAACUAUGACGUAUGAGACUGGCCUUCUCACCUGGGCUGCUGCCGGACUCAUCUGUCUAUUUGGGUGCUGGCUUGGGUGUUGCCUCAUUCCCUUCUGCGUGGACGCCAGCAAAGACGUGAACCACUCCUGCCCCAACUGUCAGCAGAUAGUGGGAAAAUUCCGUCAAUUCAGUUAGAAGUCGGGAUUCUUCGUUCCUUUACGUGGCCUUAUUUCCAAUGGGAUUUCAAUAUAGGAUUGUCACAUCAUUUCCUAUUCAUGUCGAUUAAACCGAUGCACACAUCGUCUGACCAGAACAUUGAUACAACUUGUCAUAUAAGGCCACGCUGAAUUCCCUCGCAUAGACAACAUCGGUAUUGGCGAUAGUGUAAACGCCACGUUCACAAUAAUAAUACAUGCGUUAUAGAUCUAUAACAUAUCUACAUAUAUUUAUGCAUAUUGGUCAUAAAAUGAAAAUCCACAUUUAUAUUGUCAUGUUAUCGUUAAGAUAAUGAUCUGAAAUGGUGCAGCCAUGCAUUGAAAUAUAUCAACUCUCAUCUUACCCCUACGAAUAUAGACACCAGCAGUAUAUGCAAAAUCUACGUGACCUAUAUUUUACUAACACCAGUGUAUAUUCCAAUGUACGCAUCUGUUUUCAGCAUAAUUUAUUCCCGACGUUGUCUUUUCCCACACUAUACACUCCAAUUAUUCAAAAAAGACUUGCGUAUAUACGUGUAUAAUUACUUCUUGGUUCUUUUAAUCAGUGGAAAACUUUGUUAUUAGAGAUCUUGUUAAGAUACGUUUGAAUAUUUGCAACUUUUUUGUUGAUCCAUAAUACACAUUCUUACCCGGAGGUAAAAAGGAAGGUACAUGCGUCUUAUAGGGAGUGUGUGUGUGUGCGUGCGUGCGUGCGUGCGUGCGUGCGUGCGUGCGUGUGUGUGCGCUUGGGGGUAAUGGGUAGCUGCUAAUGCAGACAAUGAGUUUUGUAUUUUUAUUACAAACUAAUUAUUUGUUUUUCGGAAUUGUUUUCCAAAGUGAGAGAUGCGGAUGACGAUUCAGCUGUUGGUACUGCAUGGUGAGAACAGUGCAUUAUGGAUAUCAUUCUGGUCUGAGCCCAACACCAAUAGGGUAGCUAUGUUGCUAUAUAAUAUUAUACAGCUAAGUAAGCAACACCGUUAAAUUAUUACCAAAAAUAACAGUUUAUUAUUCGAAACAAAAUUGAGGAUAUCCCGAAAAACAAAUAGCCAAGUCGUAUAACCUAGGCAUGAAAACCAGCAGGUAAUAUGUUUUUACAUAGAUUUGUUUUAAAUAUAUAACAAAUGAUUUUAUAAAAUUGUUGAAGAUUAUAUGUGAAGUACAGAAUGACUACUUAAUACCAUGAGUGUACGCCUGUGGUGGUGGAAACUGUGCGUACUAUCGUUUUCUUCUGUUUGGAGUGUGAUCAAUGAGAAUGUACACUUGUGUCUAUAUCUACCUGUUUUGUGAUAUUUGUAUAUAAUGAAAUUGAUGGUCAACUAUUGUGACUGAAUUGUUUUAUAAUAAAAUCUGUCUUUCCA